Molecule: messenger RNA, 579 nt
Organism: Drosophila grimshawi
Lineage: Eukaryota; Metazoa; Arthropoda; Insecta; Diptera; Drosophilidae
Product: cuticle protein 8
Exons: 1
Coding region: 1-579 (192 amino acids)
Cellular component (GO): extracellular matrix
Source: RefSeq, a predicted model, not a curated record
AUGGCUCAAGCAUUAACUUUGAUAUGCUGCACCUUGCUGGGACUUUCAGCUGCGAGUUACUUAUCACAUAGUGGCUACGAGCAUGGCCAACAUGGUGAUAAUGGAGUGGGCUACAGCAUACAGACACACCAUGAGGCACCUAAGAAGUGGCACAGUCACGAGCAUGAUCAUCACUGGGCUCAACCACAAGCAAAUUACUUUGUGGCAGCAGCAGCACCUCAGCACUGGGCGCCACAGCAUAACCAUCAUGCUGCAGCUGAGCCCAAUCAUCAUCCCAAAUAUCAGUUCGAUUAUGGCGUCAAGGAUACCAAAACUGGCGACAUUAAGCAGCAGUGGGAGACACGUGAUGGCGACAAGGUCAAGGGUGGCUACACAAUGAAAGAGGCCGACGGACGCACUCGCAUUGUGGAAUACACAGCCGAUCACCACAAUGGCUUCCAGGCAGUCGUCAAGCACAUUGGACAUGCUCACCAAGCGGAUCACGGCUACUACGGACAUGGACAUGGACAUGGGCACGGACAUGGACAUGCCACAAGCUAUGUGGACGUCAAGCAGGAUACGGACAGCAAAUGGUGGUGA